AUGCGAGGAAGCCACUGCGCUCACCAGCGAGAAAAAUCCAGAAAGCCUCAACUCGAAAAUACCAAAGCCAAGAAAUUCAAUGGAAAAAAAAACUCCCUCUGUGCUAUGGAGAAAUAUCAACUUCUACAGGCACUGGGUUGGCGGGGGCCUCUUUGUUAUAUAUUCCUCGCUUAUGUAAGAAGCCCGUAUACAGGGUCGCUUCCUCAAUGCCGUGUGACAUUACCCAAAAGGACAUGGAACUGGCCGUUUCCAAUACGCAGGUGCAGAUCUUCCCAGAAGAAUAUGCAGUUACGGGGCAGGCGGCUGUCGUGCGCGCACCAAAAGGGUAUUCUGCGCAUAUGCAGUAUAAUGUCCCCGCUCCCAGUUUGUGGUCGUGCGCCAAUCACGACAACCGCGAAGCCUGGAACCUGUACUCUGUGUGCAGUACGGCAAUUGAUUGCGAAAUCGUUGCUUGGCUUACCGCAACAGCAGUAUAGCGAGUUUUUUACAUUAGCUCUACUAAUCUAA
Molecule: messenger RNA, 507 nt
Organism: Clavispora lusitaniae ATCC 42720
Lineage: Eukaryota; Fungi; Ascomycota; Pichiomycetes; Serinales; Metschnikowiaceae
Source: RefSeq, a predicted model, not a curated record